CCAGAAAUAUGGAGAAACUAGCCUCAGAAGGCAAAUGGACUUUUUAUGAAUCUCAUGCAUUGGCAAAAGACUGUGCAGAUCUAUACAUGAAAGGAAAGAGGAAGAAUGGAGUUUAUGAAAUUGAUCCAGAUGGCCAGGGCAGUUUCAAUGUUUUCUGUGAUAUGACAACAUCUAGUGGAGGUUGGACUGUGUUUCAACGUCGUCAAGAUGGAAGUGUAGACUUUUAUCGAGAUUGGAGGGAUUAUAAGAAUGGUUUUGGUGAUCUGAAAGGCGAAUUCUGGCUUGGAUUGGAUAAAAUAUACAGACUAACAUCAGCAAGGAGAAAUAAACUUCGUGUUGACCUUGGAGACUGGUCAGGAAACAAAGCAUAUGCUGAAUAUGAUUAUUUUGCUGUAGAGAAUGAAGCAAAUAAAUAUAAGUUGAGUCUUGGUGCAUAUUCUGGAAAUGCUAGCAAUUCAUUAUCUUGUCAUAAAGCCAAGGCGUUUUCAACAAAAGAUUCAAAUAAUCAUCAAAGUGCAGGAAACUGUGCCACUGACUGGAAAGGAGCUUGGUGGUAUUGUUAUGAUAACUAUUGUUAUGACUCUAACCUGAAUGGACACUACUAUAGUGGCAACCAAAACAAUUACAAAGGUGUGACUUGGCGACAAUGGAAAGGUGGUAAAUCCUUAAAGUUCACUGAGAUGAAAAUAAAACCAUAAAGAAUUUCCAAAGCUGUAAUGUCAUAAAUUUGAUCACUAUUUCUAAUGAAACUUUCAACAUAUAAUAACAAAAAAUAACUUUUAUGUCUUUUAAAGAUCCUUUAUAAUCAUUAUCAUUUAAAAAAGCGUUGAAAAAAUAAUUAAAAAUACUGUGGUGAAAUAAUAACUUUCUAAUAUUUUCGCUAAAAUUAGAGCUGAUUUAGGUAAUUAUGUGAUUCUAAUGUUAUGUCUUUUCACUCAUUUCUUUAAUGAGAUGUUGCUCUGUAUGUAGCUAAUUUUAUAUUUUCGCCUCGUUCCACGCAAUCUUGGUGUAUCAUGCAUUUCAUGCAAUUAUCUUACAUCAUUAUUCACUAU
This is a messenger RNA of Xenia sp. Carnegie-2017, 1052 nucleotides long. RefSeq names its product angiopoietin-related protein 7-like. Bases 9 to 698 code for a protein of 229 amino acids. The transcript is spliced from 3 exons. Lineage: Eukaryota; Metazoa; Cnidaria; Anthozoa; Malacalcyonacea; Xeniidae. The record is from RefSeq and is a predicted model, not a curated record.